UGCGAUGAAGCUAUAUAUAUAUACAUUUCCAUAGAUUUCUUUUUAUAUCAAUAGAACAUAACUAGAAUAGACAUACAUUAUGAGACAAAAGAGAGCUAAGGCUUAUAGAAAGCAAAUGAAUGUAUAUAUCCAUGCCUUCAAAUUCAGAGAACCAUACCAAGCUAUAGUGGAUCAUGAAUUUGUUAUAACUUGUGAUAAGGCAACUUAUAAUUUAUCAAGAGGAUUAAAGAAUACGAUUCAAGGAGAAGUAAAACCUAUGAUAACACAAUGUUGUAUGGAAGCUUUAUAUGCGACCAAGAAUCAACAUGCUAUUGAUUUAGCUAAGACUUUUGAAAGACGUCGUUGUAAUCAUCGUGAAGCUAUUGAUCCAUCUAAAUGUAUUGAUUCCAUCGUUGAUAUAAAAGGAGAAAAUAAACAUAGAUAUGUGGUGGCCACUCAAGAUCAAGAUUUAAGAAAGAAAUUUAGAAAUAUACCCGGUACACCUUUAAUAUUCAUGGAUAAAUCAGUGAUGAUUUUAGAACCAUUAUCAAGAGCAAGUUCAAAACAAUAUGAUGAUUUGGAAAGUAAGAAAUUAACUCAAGGUUUAAAUGAUCAAAAGGUGGGUUAUAUUAAUAAAAUUGAAGAAAAGGAAAAAGAUAAUGAAGGGGAAGUAACACAUAAGAAGAGAAAAGGUCCUAAAGCUCCUAAUCCAUUAAGUAUCAAGAAGAAGAAACCAAAUACUGAUUCAACCACAACACCUAGUGAAUCAACUGAUUCAGGUGAUAAGAAAAAGAGAAGAAGAUCACAUAAACAAAAAUCUUCUGAACUGGAAUCUAAAGAGGAAAAUGAAAAGGAAAAUGAAUCCAAACAAGAGGAAGAAUCUACUUAGGAUACUGAAAAGUUAACAAUAGCAUGUA
Scheffersomyces coipomensis is the source of this 896-nucleotide messenger RNA. Its product is annotated as rRNA-binding ribosome biosynthesis protein. Bases 80 to 868 code for a protein of 262 amino acids. Gene Ontology annotation, molecular function: small ribosomal subunit rRNA binding. The transcript has a single exon. Gene Ontology annotation, cellular component: small-subunit processome; nucleolus. The record is from RefSeq and is a predicted model, not a curated record. NCBI's taxonomy places the organism in Eukaryota, Fungi, Ascomycota, Pichiomycetes, Serinales, Debaryomycetaceae.